Messenger RNA from Ramularia collo-cygni, 2115 nucleotides. Its product is annotated as related to Ste20-like kinase Don3. Gene Ontology annotation, biological process: protein phosphorylation. The transcript is spliced from 2 exons. NCBI's taxonomy places the organism in Eukaryota, Fungi, Ascomycota, Dothideomycetes, Mycosphaerellales, Mycosphaerellaceae. The record is from RefSeq and is a predicted model, not a curated record. Bases 1 to 2115 code for a protein of 704 amino acids. Gene Ontology annotation, molecular function: protein kinase activity; ATP binding.
AUGGCCGACAACUAUCAAAUGUUGGAGGAGCUGGGGAGUGGCUCCUUCGGCACCGUCUAUCGCGCUUUGGACAAAACAACGGGCGAGUAUGUCGCCAUCAAGCACAUCGAUCUCGAAGGCAGCGACGACGACAUUCGCGAGAUCCAACAAGAGAUAUCAUUGCUGGCAACAUGCAGCUCCGAGUAUGUCACCCGCUACAAGACAUCCUUCGUCCGCGGUGUCAAACUUUGGAUAGUAAUGGAGUAUCUCGGCGGCGGCUCAUGUUUGGACUUGUUGAAGCCAUUCGCCAAGGGCAUGGAGGAAAAGCACAUUGCAAUCAUCAUGAGAGAGCUGUUACAAGGUCUGGAUUAUCUGCAUAGCACGGGCAAGAUUCAUCGGGAUAUCAAAGCGGCCAACAUUCUCCUCUCCGAGACGGGACAGGUCAAGAUUGCGGAUUUCGGUGUCGCGGCGCAGUUGACCAAUAUCAAGUCGCAACGAUUGACCUUUGUUGGAACUCCAUUCUGGAUGGCGCCCGAGGUUAUUCAAGAAGCCGGAUACGACUUUCGCGCCGACAUCUGGAGUUUGGGUAUCACUGCCAUGGAGUUGGCUUUGGGUGAGCCACCGCGCAGCGACGUGCACCCCAUGAAGGUCCUCUUCUUGAUCCCCAAGGAGAAGCCUCCACGUCUCGAAGGCAGUCGAUUCUCAAAAGACUGCAAGGAGUUUGUUGCCCUCUGCUUGAACAAGGAUUCUGACAAGAGACCGAGCGCAAAAGCACUCCUCAAGCAUGCAUUCGUGAAAAAGGCUGGCAAGACUGAUGUUCUUCAGGAUCUCGUGUGGAAGGUGAAGAAGUUUGAGCAAGAUGGUCUGCAGCGGGAGAAGGAUACACGAUACUACGAAGAGACACUUCGGUCGAUGGGUCAACCACAGGAAGAGGAUGAGUGGGUAUUCGAUACGAUUCGUCCGAACAACAGUGUACGACCUGCAGCCGUGGGCAAGCAGACAAUCAAGCGACGGAAGCUGGACAGGAUUCCUUCGGGAGAUGGAUCAAGUAUCGCCAACGCAACUGCCGCGAUGGAGCAAAUGAGCUUGAGGGGGGCGCCAUUGUCUGGAUCAGUGAGACUCACGCCUGGACGAGAACUGAGCACGAUCCGAACCCCAAAGAUCAGAGCAUCGGGAGGACAGAGAAAGGUGUCCGCUGUCACCGCACGAAAAGUGUCUGCUUUGAAUGCUGCCUCGCCCACCGCCCGCCGCGUUARUCGAAAAGUGUCGGGAUCUACUCCAACCGCCAGGAGGGUCAGCCAACAGCCUGCACGACAACCACUCGGCUUGGACAUGUCCUUUGGGAAUAGUGCGUCAACUGUAAGACAGUUCAAGCGAGUCAGCUCUGGAAAUAGACCGUCCACUCCACCUGACCAGACCGGAACAUCGCCAGCAGACAGUGUCUUUGAUAGUGAUUCCGAGAACAAGCCUCCAGUAGAAGUGCCCUCGCGUGCGGCGGUACCUGCGACGAAGGAGUCAAUUCUGGGCAGACGAUGCUUCGCGAAGAGUCUCGAUCCAGCAUUCCAGGAAGCCCACGCCGCGACGGGCGACCGAGAGAAGAGGGAUGCCCUCGGUAAAGUGGCCGAGGCAUGGUCGAAUCUCGACGAAAUCGACCCUGAAGGCGAACUCCUCUUAUUGAAGAGUAUCAUGGACCGCAUUCAAUCCGACCCCAAACUCGCCAGCGCACUCCUCCCUCAACGUGUGGCAAACGCACAACUCGCAUCUCUCCGAGUUUCACCCUCCAAGAAGAAUGCAAUGGUCUCCGAGAAUGAGAUAUCAUCUCGCGACCUCACACCUCAAUCCUCGCCGUCAAAGUCCACACUGGUCGGCUCGCUGAGGUCGCCUAGCAAGCGCGAUGCGCCUAGCAGCCCCUCGAAACUGGUUCUCAACCCGCAGAACCCACAUCUUAAGAAGAUGCGGAGCAGUCAGCAGUUGGUCAGUGAGAGGGAGAGGGCCAACAUGUCGGAGAAGAGCGCGAUGGAAGAGAAGAUGCCCGGCGGGAAGAUUGAACCGGGAAUGGAGCAUACGGGGAUGCUCGCUGAUGUGCUAUAUGGGAGAUGGACCGAGGGGCUGAAGAAGAGGUGGCCAAUGGCUUAG